GCGCGGCAAUUGGCGCAAGCAAAGCGCGUGGAACUGAAUUCCUUGCGUCUCCUCCGCUCUUUGGCAUCUCGUCCUCGAUCUCUUCUUGCUAUAUAUAGGUUCUCCUUCGCAAGAUCAUCGCAGCUAGGGUGUGUGUGAUCGAGCUGAGCUUGCACGGGAGGAGAGCAGCAGGAGCAGCUAGCAAUGGCCGUGGGCAUGAGCGGUUUGCUGGUGCUGACGAUCGGGCUCGCGAUGGCGGCGCCCUCGUCGGCGGCCAUCUACAAGGUCGGCGAUGCCUCCGGGUGGACCAUCCUCGGCAACAUCAACUACACCGACUGGACUACGAAGAAGACCUUCCAUGUUGGGGACAUCAUAGAGUUCACGUACCCCCAGGGCAUCCACAACGUGCUGGAGGUGACCAAGGCCGACUACGACAGCUGCACCAACUCCACGCCCAUCGCCACGCACACCUCCGGCGACGACAAGAUCGCCAUCAAGAGGCCCGGCCACCGGUUCUUCAUCUGCGGCGUGCCCGGCCACUGCGCCGCCGGCCAGAAGGUCAACAUCCGCGUCCCCAAGCCGCGGUCCUCUGACGCCCCUUCCAAGGCGCCCGCGCCCGCGCCCACGCGCUCGGCGGCGGCGACCCCCAGCGGCAGCAGCGAGCCGAGCGCCGCCUCGCCGCCGGCCGCCUCGUCGACGGACAGCACCCCCGACGCGCCGACCACCACCGCGCCCGCGCCCAACGCCAACGGCGCCGGGGUCCGUGGAGGUUACCGGGCUGUCGUAGCGACGGCGUUGGCGGCGGUCGCCUCCAUGGCAAUGCUACAGUAGAUCACGGACUACUCCCUAGUGGCCUUGUGCAUUCGAGAGUCUACAUGUGAUUUCCAUUUUUCUUUUUUGAAAGUAACCGUCUCGUCUACCUGUGAUCGUUUCGCCACGAUGUGUGCUUGAGUGUGAAACCUUUUGUUUUGGGGUUAUUGUUCACUUGCAGAUGCGGUUGAUUAUCAAGGAUCGAUGGAUCAUGCAUGUACUUCUUCUCUGUCGAUAUUAAUUUGUCUGUUCUUUUCUC
This is a messenger RNA of Panicum hallii, 1048 nucleotides long. RefSeq names its product mavicyanin-like. Lineage: Eukaryota; Viridiplantae; Streptophyta; Magnoliopsida; Poales; Poaceae. The coding region runs from base 184 to 810 and encodes 208 amino acids. The record is from RefSeq and is a predicted model, not a curated record. The transcript is spliced from 2 exons. Gene Ontology annotation, cellular component: plasma membrane. Gene Ontology annotation, molecular function: electron transfer activity.